GUGAGUGUGUGUGUGUGUGUGUGUGUGUGAGAGAGAGAGAGAGAGAGAGAGAGAGGGGAAGAUCCUGUUGAAGACUUCCUGAAUGGGCCACAAUGCCGGAGUGGAGAGGAAGAACAGCAGGAGAAGAAUGAGCCUCCACCAGCACACAGGUGCCCAGUUUCUGUUUUCCCAACUGGAUACAUUGAGAAUGGAUGAGGAUUCUGUUCUGGCAGGCAGGGAUCUUGUCCAGCAUGAAAGUCUGCUUGUGAAAAAGGAUCUAUGAAGAUAACACCGCAAGUCUUCAGCUGAUGCAACUCUACCAGACUUGUCUAUUAGAAAGAAAAGAUCAGCCUAAAGGAGUUUCAUAGAAUAGACAACAUGUGUCAUGUCAUUGUAACGUGCCGCUCUAUGCUUUGGACCUUGUUGAGCAUUGUGGUGGCAUUUGCUGAGCUGGUGGCCAUCAUGAGUGCUGAUUGGUUAGUAGGGGUACACCACCCUUCUCAGUACAAUGCCUCAGCUACUGGACCUCCAGACCCUAACCCACCUACACUUGGCCUCUACAGUCGCUGUAUCCGAGUGUCUCAACAGAAGACGGUUCAGUGUGGACCAUAUGCUGCAGACUUUACAGAGAUUGCGAGUGGAUUUUGGCAGGCCUCCAUUAUAUUCCUGGUUGUUGGAAUCUUCCUGCUGUCCAUAGUUGGCUUCCUCGCAGUCUUUAGCAUGUGCUUUCAGAGUAUCCUGGGGAAAAGCAUCUUUAAUGUGUGCGGCCUGCUUCAAGGCAUAGCAGGUCUGUUCCUGAUGCUCGGACUGAUGCUCUACCCAGCAGGCUUCGGCUGUGAUAAGGUGGUCAACUACUGUGGCUCUGAAGCUUCCCCGUAUAAACUGGGUCAGUGUUCAGUGGGCUGGGCUCUCUACACAGCGAUUGGAGGGACGGUGCUCACUUUCGUCUGCGCCAUGUUCUCUGCCCAAGCCGAGAUCGCCACCUCCAGCGACAAGGUGCAGGAUGAGAUAGACGAAGGCAGGACACUCAUCUGUGUGCUGUGAAAUGUCUAGCUGUAGGAGAAAACGCUUCUCUCAGAGUUAAACGUCUAGUUUACGUUGUUUUGCUGUCACCACUCUGCAGGGCUCAUUGAUAAGGCCAUGAUGUGACACGGUGCUCUCUUUUUGAUACAUUGCUAAGAGACUGUAGCCCAAUGAUAGUUGUAAUGAUAGUAAUAAAACCCUUUACUGCAAAAUUCUUUAGUUCUUUUUUUUUUUUGUUGCCAAAAUUCAAAAUGCGCACAGUUAGUUAUUAAAAAGUAGUAUUUUGAAAAUGUAAUACCUUGAUAAUAGUGUAAACCGUAUAAAAGGUUAGAAUGUUAGGCUAUGAAGUAUGAAGUAUGAAUAUAAGCAGAUGCCUAGUGUGUAUAUCAUACGUAUUAGGAACACUUGCCUUGGGAACAUACUGAGGAGCAUUAUCUGAGGUGAAGCUAAGAUUCUGGAGGGCUUCAUAACCUCAGCACCAAGGAAACCAGCAUGAACAAAUUUCUAUGGCUUCUGAAUUUCAUUUAUUUCUCUUUACGUACUUGUAUUUAGCCCAGAUAAUCCACUUAGAGCUCAAGGCAGCGCUAAUAUUUUGUACUGAUUGUAUCCUACAGUGUUAGAAACAGAGAUACAGUUCCCUGUUCAAAAAGGUACAAAAGCCAUGAAUGCAACAUAUGUGACACAAUAUGGGAGCCCAUUUGCUAAUAUUUUUCUUCAUUUGUUUAUUUCUUUCUUUUCCAGUCAAUCCUGAGGUUACAAGGGUUGUCGUAGAGGGUAGAUCUAAUGCUCCGGGGACACACCGUGUGUCUUUAGAGGAGGUCAAACAUCAUUUAUAUUUAGCUUUAACUAUACUUAGUUCUUUUUAGUUGUGAUGGCAACAGGCAACAGACAUAGUGCAAAAAAUAAUGCUGCAUUUAAUUCUUACCGUUCACACACGUUUAUCAAACUGUUUUGCGCAGGAGCUCAUGCGGUCUCAUAUAACUCUCGCUGCCUUGAUUUUUUUCCCAUGUAUUUGUUAUAUUAACAAACAUAUUUUGUAUAUUUUUAUAUCUGUUGCUGUGCUUUUAGUGUGCAGUAUGAAUUAAAAUUUUAGA
Messenger RNA from Pangasianodon hypophthalmus (striped catfish), 2096 nucleotides. It is a transcript of the gene lhfpl2b, whose product is annotated as LHFPL tetraspan subfamily member 2b. The record is from RefSeq and is a predicted model, not a curated record. The transcript has 3 exons. The coding region runs from base 358 to 1023 and encodes 221 amino acids. Gene Ontology annotation, cellular component: membrane. NCBI's taxonomy places the organism in Eukaryota, Metazoa, Chordata, Actinopteri, Siluriformes, Pangasiidae.